This is a messenger RNA of Phascolarctos cinereus (koala), 2610 nucleotides long. Its product is annotated as G-protein coupled receptor 35-like. Gene Ontology annotation, molecular function: chemokine receptor activity. Gene Ontology annotation, cellular component: plasma membrane. NCBI's taxonomy places the organism in Eukaryota, Metazoa, Chordata, Mammalia, Diprotodontia, Phascolarctidae. The record is from RefSeq and is a predicted model, not a curated record. Gene Ontology annotation, biological process: phospholipase C-activating G protein-coupled receptor signaling pathway; positive regulation of Rho protein signal transduction; chemokine-mediated signaling pathway.
CCUGUAGUUCAUGUUCCUGGAGAGGCUGAAGGUGAUGGAUCUCAGAAGUUCAGGAGUUCUGAGCCACUGGAGGGAUGAAGCUGAUCUGGUGUCAGCACUAAGUCCCAGGGGAGCCUUGGGGAGCAGGGGACCACCAGGCUGCUUUAGGAGGGUCAAACCAGCCCAAGUUGGAAGUGAAGCAGGUCAAAGAUUGUUUACUGAUCAGCAUUGGUGAAUGGUCAUCACACUUCCAACCUAGGUGAGACAGGAAGAUUGAAUCUCCAAAACAAAGAAACAAACAAACAAAAAGUCAAUACAAAGAGGAACUGACCUGAACUGGUCAAAAUAAAAAUGCACAAGCAGAGAUUUUGGUGUAGAAAUGCGUUCAACUCAAGAGAGAAAUAAGAGGAAACAGGAAGAGGGAAGAGAAGGGGAAAAGUGGGUGAAAAGGAGGAGUCAUAAGCAAAAGAAACUCUAACCAUGGAAGAAGGAUCCUGAAGAGGGAUUUAAAAGGAAAGAAAGAAAAGUCUUGUUAUCCCCAAUUUUCAGAUGCAGAAGCAAAGGCACAAAGACGGACAGUGGCUUGCCUAUGACCACACAGCUAGUCAGCAUGGGAGGGAUCUCUUCUGCCUGGGUGUCGUGGGGUUUUGGUCCUUGGCCGUCCAGAUGAAUCCAUACAACUGUAGUACCGUGAGGAGCGACUUCUCCCAGAAGGUCACCAUUUUGUACUUGUCCGUCAUCCUGGUCUUGGGGACUACCCUCAAUGGCCUGGCCCUGUGGGUGUUCUGGUGCCGGAUGAAGAGGUGGACGGAGACGCGGGUGUACAUGGCCAACCUGGCUGCGGCGGACUGCUGCCUGCUGCUCAGCAUCCCCAUGGUCUUGUACACGACGGGCAGGGAGCACGCGGAGGACCUGCUCUGUACAGUGUCCCAGAGCAUUUACCUGAUCAACGGUUACAUGAGCAUGUAUGUCAUCACCGCCAUCGCCGUGGAUCGCUUCGCUGCCAUCCAGUACCCUCUGCGGGCCAGGAUGUGGCGCUCCCCCCGGCAGGCUGCUGGGACCUGUGCUCUCCUCUGGCUGCUGGUCAUCUGCCUGGUUUCUCUACCUGCUGCCUGGAAGCAAGAUGGCCAGAACUUCUGCUUCGGGAAGAGCCAGACUCGGGGUCGCGGGGCCAUUGUUUUCUCCUUGGUCCUGUUUGUCAUCCCUCUUGUGGUCCUUGUUUUCUGUUCCGUGCGGGUCCUCCAGAAUCUGGUCAGGAAAAAGGCACAGGUGGCAGCCCAGGACAGGAGGCUGAUCCACAAAGCCCUCUGCGUGGUUUCAGCUAAUCUGGCCAUCUUCCUGGUCUGCUUCCUCCCCCAGCACAUGGCUCUACUGGCCAAGCUCAUGACUGAGUAUGUGGAGACCUCCUGCCCUGUGCUUCAGCAUGUGGUCAUUUCCAUCAGGGUGGCCUCCCGCCUUGCCAAUGCCAACUGCUGUUUGGAUGCCAUGGGCUAUUACUUUGUGGCGCAGGAGUUCCAGGAAGAAGUAGCGGUGUUCUUAGGCACACCUAAGUUCCUCCAGAGUCAGACUAGAGGCAGCCCAGGCACUGACCUCCCAGACUUCCCUAAGGGAGGAAAAGUGGAGGCAGCCUCAGAGAGCUCCCAAGCGUUGCCUUCCAGUUAAGUGUGGUACCUUGGCAUGCAAGGGAAUAUUCAAAAUUUGGCACAAAAGGACUAUUUCUGCUUACCACCUGACUCCCUAAGGGCAGGGCCCUCAAGAUGGAGCCCAGCUCAGUGAGCCCACGCCCUCCCUUAAUGGGGUCCCUUGGGCCAGUGGUGACUUCUUAGAGGCUUGUCCAGGAUGUGAGGGGUGGCAUUCCCACCCACCCUGAGUGCUUAAUUCCUUUUGUGGAGCUGCAGACACAUUUGGGGCUCAUUUGAGAUUGUUCCACUUCUUUCUGAACUAGGUUGCUUGUUCUAGUGUGGGCUGACAUCAGACAUCCUUUUUGGAACACCCCACGACCGAUGGAAAGAGUUUGGCCGUGGGAGCAGGAGAAAUCUAGGUUUGGCUCUUCCUUGGAUACUGCUUAGCUGUGCGACAUUGGGCAAAUGACUUCCCUUUUUGAGGCCACAGCUUCCUCAUCAGGAAAGUAGGAGGGUUGGACUUAAGAAUCUCCGAGGACCUUCCCAGCUCUGACGCUCCAGAAUUCUGCCUGAUUCUGUGACUGAAUGCUUUGCUCUCCCCAGAGUCUAUUUUAAGUAUAGCCUGGAGAGAGUAAUGUAGAAUCCAAAUGAACAAGGCUGUGAGCUACCAUGGACAGAGCCCUGAGUUUAGGCUGUCUUAUCCGUGUGACAUUCAACAAACCACCUGACUCCUCUGGGACUAGGUUUCCUGAUCUGUACAAGGAGAAGGGGUGGGACCAGACGACCUCUAAAUCUAUUGUUCUAUGAAGUGUUGAUGGGGAUAUCAGUCUUUGCUGGCAGAGCAAGAGCCUUGGCAGGGAGAGGAGGGAGACAGGAAAUCCUCCCUUCCUCUUCUGAGAAUCACUGUGAAUUGGGAAAGUUUAUCUAAUUGGCCUGCCCAUCAAUUGGGGAAUAGCUAAACAAUCUGUGGUAUAUAAUUGUGAUGGAAUAUUACUAUGCUGUAAGAAAU